Schizosaccharomyces japonicus yFS275 is the source of this 880-nucleotide messenger RNA. RefSeq names its product 40S ribosomal protein S4. Gene Ontology annotation, cellular component: cytosolic small ribosomal subunit; ribosome; cytoplasm. Gene Ontology annotation, molecular function: structural constituent of ribosome; RNA binding. Lineage: Eukaryota; Fungi; Ascomycota; Schizosaccharomycetes; Schizosaccharomycetales; Schizosaccharomycetaceae. The transcript has a single exon. The record is from RefSeq and is a predicted model, not a curated record. Gene Ontology annotation, biological process: translation; cytoplasmic translation. The coding region runs from base 61 to 849 and encodes 262 amino acids.
CAGCGGAAAAAAUAACAACCAUGUUAAUGCCACUUACCUUGAACCUAACACCUUUGGAAAAUGGUUAGAGGACCCAAAAAGCAUCUUAAGCGUGUUGCCGCUCCCAGCCACUGGCUUUUGGACAAGCUUUCGGGCACUUACGCCCCCAAGCCUUCUCCUGGUCCCCACAAGGCUCGCGACUGUCUUCCUUUGAUUGUUUUUCUCCGUAACCGUCUCAAGUAUGCCUUGAACGGUCGCGAGGUGAAGGCCAUCUUGAUGCAACGUUUGGUCAAGGUCGACGGUAAGGUCCGCACCGACGCUACCUUCCCUGCUGGUUUCAUGGACGUCAUCAGCAUCGAGAAGACUGGCGAGCACUUCCGUCUCGUCUACGACAUCAAGGGUCGCUUCACCGUCCACCGCAUCACUGCCGAGGAGGCCAAGUACAAGUUGUGCAAGGUCAAGCGCGUCCAACUCGGUGCCAAGGGUGUUCCCUUUGUCGUUACCCACGAUGGCCGUACCAUCCGUUACCCCGACCCUCUUAUCAAGGUCAACGACACCGUCAAGUUGAACUUGGAGAACAACAAGAUUGAGUCUUUCGUCAAGUUCGACACCUCCUCCAUGGUUAUGGUCACUGGUGGUCGUAACAUGGGUCGUGUUGGUGUUGUUACUCACCGUGAGCGUCAUGAGGGUUCCUUCGAGAUUGUUCACAUCAAGGACGCUUUGGACCGUGAGUUUGCUACUCGUUUGUCCAACGUUUUCGUUAUUGGCGAGGCCGGUAAGGCCUGGAUUUCUCUUCCCAAGGGCAAGGGUGUCAAGCUUAGCAUUGCUGAGGAGCGUGACCGCAGACGCGCUCUUAAGGGACUUGCUUAAAAACAUCAAUGUAUCUUCAUUUUCGUGGGCA